AUGGCUGGUCUACAAGGAGACGCAGAUGCCCUCAUGGCUGCUGCAGAAAUCAAGAAACACGAUAGCAUCUCGACCGAGAAACAUUCGGAGCUGGACCAUGAGCUGGAUGGUAUCCACGAUGGGCUUGUUUUCCCUACUGAGGAGGAGAGAGCUACUCUGCGUCGUGUGCCCGAUACCAUUCCCUGGAAUGCCUAUCUUAUCGCCAUCGUUGAGCUCGCGGAACGUUUCUCGUUCUACGGCUCAAGUGUCGUUUUCACCAACUUCAUCCAACAACCUCUUCCCGCAGGCUCCCACACGGGCGCUGGAGGCCACGACGGCCAGGCAGGUGCUCUAGGGAUGGGUCAGCGGGCCUCCACCGGGCUUACGACAUUCUAUCAAUUCUGGUGUUACGUGACCCCCUUGCUCGGUGCCUACAUUGCCGAUACCUACUGGGGACGGUUCAAGACGAUUUGUGUCGCUGUGUUCAUUGCACUCGUUGGGCAUAUUAUCUUGAUUGUGGCGGCGGUUCCUGGCGUUAUUGAGAAGUCGAGCGCGAUUGGACCGUUUGCGGUCGCGCUCAUUGUCAUGGGCUUUGGAACAGGCCUGUUCAAGGCCAACAUCUCACCUCUGGUCGCUGAGCAAUACAAGCGUACCAAACUAUUUGUCGUCACAACGAACAGCGGAGAACGAGUAAUCGUAGACCCAGCACUGACGGUCUCCCGAGUCUACAUGUAUUUCUACCUUUUCAUCAACAUUGGAGCCCUUGUAGGACAGAUAACAAUGACCUAUUCCGAGAAGUAUGUCGGCUUCUACCUCGCCUACACCCUCCCCACCAUUGUUUUCCUCCUGUGUCCUCUCGUCCUGUGGAUUGGGCGCAACCGAUAUGUUCACUCACCACCCACGGGUUCCGUCCUAGCCACCGCCUUACGCCUUUUCCGUUUUGCCGCCAGAGGAAAAUGGAGCUUAAAUCCCGUCAGGACAUACAAGAACUUUAAGGCACCUGGGUUCUGGGAGAAUGCGAAGCCGAGCAAGCAGAGCGAUGCGACGCGUCCCAAGUGGAUGACGUUCGACGACCAGUGGGUCGAUGAGGUUCAGCGUGGGAUUAAGGCGUGCGGUGUGUUCUGCUGGUUCCCCAUCUACUGGCUCACCUACAACCAGCUGAAUAACAACUUGACCUCUCAGGCGGCCACCAUGUCCACGCACGGUAUUCCUAAUGAUAUUUUGUCGAACUUGGACCCCUUCGCUCUCAUCAUCCUCAUCCCCAUCUGCGAUAUUCUCAUAUAUCCCGCACUUCGUCGAGUAGGAAUCAAUUUCAGCGCUCUCAAGAAGAUUACCGCUGGAUUCAUGACUGGUGCUGCUGCGAUGGCUUGGGCUGCCGCUGUCCAACAUUACGUCUACAAGACAAGUCCCUGCGGUUAUCACGCCUCUGACUGCACCGGCGUCAACGCCUCCCCGCUCAAUGUCUGGAUCCAGACAGGCUCCUACGUCCUCCUCGCCAUCUCUGAGAUCUUCGCGUCUAUCACCGGUCUCGAAUAUGCGUUCACGAAAGCACCGAAGAACAUGCGCUCGCUCGUCAUGUCCGUCUUCCUCUUCAUGUCUGCUGUUGCCUCAGCCAUUGGCGAAGCUUUUGUCUCCCUUUCUGCAGACCCUCUACUCGUGUGGAACUAUGGCGUCAUGGGCGUCCUCGCUGGCCUCGCAGGGAUAAUCUUCUGGUGGUCCGUAAGCGACCUUGAUGCUAAAGAAGACGAACUCAACAACAUGGGGACGGGGCAUCUCGCUGUAUCGGAGAAACCUGACAUGAACCUGAACUAA
This is a messenger RNA of Cyclocybe aegerita, 1791 nucleotides long. NCBI's taxonomy places the organism in Eukaryota, Fungi, Basidiomycota, Agaricomycetes, Agaricales, Hemipholiotaceae. The record is from the annotation of a GenBank genome assembly.